CCUGGGUCGCCCGCGCAGAACACCACUUCCUUGAGCAUGUGUCUCCAGUCGUCCCUGUCUAUCUGGUUGCUGUGCUUUGCUGUGCUAGUGGCCAGCGCCUAUUCUGCAGCGUUUGGUGAUUCAGUCGAAGAAGGAGUGCGGGACAAGAAAAUCAUCACGCUUUUACGACGGAAUACCAAAGGCCAUGAUUCGGGACCGGCGCAGGCUUCGCCCGACAGCUGCAAGUUGUACGGUCACUCAUGCCUUGGAGGACACGGGAAACGUUCGGACGACGGCAGCGCUCCUGGCGGCGCUAUCUCCCCCGACGUGAUGCAGAUGCUACGCAAGACGUCCGAUGACGAAUCGCUGGGCCCUUUCCCGCCCCAAACGAGGUUCGACAGGGUGGGACUACUCGAGAAGGCGCUCAUCCAAUUGCUACGCAACAAGAUGAUGGUCUAAGCAUGAAGCUCGCCUCUUUCCGGUCAGGCAUCUCUACAGAGACCCCUGGCCCACAAAGCUGCCCGCACUUGAUGAACCGAUGCUGGAUGAGGCGAUGGAGACUACGAACGAAACUGCAGAGUUUUUGCACGGAUAACAAUAAAAGAAAAGAAUU
This is a messenger RNA of Rhipicephalus sanguineus (brown dog tick), 592 nucleotides long. RefSeq lists its product as uncharacterized. The record is from RefSeq and is a predicted model, not a curated record. The coding region runs from base 37 to 438 and encodes 133 amino acids. NCBI's taxonomy places the organism in Eukaryota, Metazoa, Arthropoda, Arachnida, Ixodida, Ixodidae. The transcript is spliced from 5 exons.